Molecule: messenger RNA, 3357 nt
Organism: Cladocopium goreaui
Lineage: Eukaryota; Dinophyceae; Suessiales; Symbiodiniaceae
Source: the annotation of a GenBank genome assembly
AUGAAGAGACAAAGUGAUGCACAACCCGGUGGUGAUGAUGAGCCAACUUCAAAGUCUAUGAAAACCAUGUCUGACACCGGGGGAGUAGGGCUUGACGAUGACAAUGAGUUCGCUGGACUACGUGGACAGUUGUUAGUCGAGGCGAUCUUCAAGAAAUGGGGGGCAGGAACGAUGACAAUUCCAUGGCUGAACACAGAGACAAAGGAACGCAACAUUCGAAGGGAUGGGGUCAACAGACCCAUCAUGGAAAGCCUCGCGGAGGCAUAUGCCGACCGGAUUCUCAGCUCAGGGCCCAAUGCCGAUCGACGUGCGUGGAUGUGCUGCCAUUCUAGCACUCAACCCCUACCUGCACAAGCGAUAACUUUCAACCAUCGGAGUGAAGCGAUGUUCAGAGCGAUUGAGCGGGAUCCCAAGAACCCGUACGUGGCUCGUGCCCUUGCCACUGGGCUGGAGAAUGUUAGAAUGUUGAAAUCAAGUACACCACAAUCGGUACGUGAAGCAUUGUGCAGCAUCCACAAUGCGUACCACGACGGAACUGGGGAAACGUGGAUGAGUUUACUCGACUUGGCAGGUGAGAUUGCGACUGCAUGGGAGCAGAAGGCAGCUUCGAUGAACAUGCAGACCAGGAAUACGAACUACGAAACCACCUAUGAGAAGUUCGUGUUCAAAGAACGAGCUGCAGAAGCAGCGCCAUGGUCGGAGUCCUUCAACUACUUCAAGAUUACCAAUGUGUUGAACAAUCACCUGAACCGCUUCAACAUCAAGGGCAUCGUGAGGGAUUGGUGCAACACCCACAUGAACUUUGCAGACUUCAAGCUGGUGAACAGGCUGGGCAACGGACAACAGCCAACAGCAAGGACAGUGCCUACUCGCAAUUCGGGCACUGGUGAGCGAUUGAUUCCCCAAAUCUUUGCGAAGACUGGUGCGGAGACUUUGGCCGUGAUGAAUUAUGUGGUGACACCAAUGUCUACUAGCUCUGUGUUCAAAAAAUUGGAGGAAGAGGCAGAAGCCAGGGCAGGAUCAAAAGCAGAUGCAUCUGCAGCUUUGGAUGGGGAGGAAGCUGGUCCUUCUCGGGGGCGUGCAGCUGGCAGGGGUCGUGGUGGUGCCGGCGGUGGUGGCCGCAAGCAAAAGUCAGUUUCAGGAAAGGCCAAGGCCAAGGCCAAGGCGACAUCAGAGGCUGAAAGAGCAGAAGAAAAACCUGAUGACCACUGGUCACCGAUGGCAUCUCCCUUGUCAAGUGAGGUGGGGGGUGGGUCUUUGGACGCCCGCUACAAGACGGCUUUGGAUGAUGUCAUGCACGUUUUCAAUGCCAUUGCCAGCAUCUACAGGAACAAGGUUGGUGAGGCAAGUUCGAAAGCACUGCAGAUCUAUGACCAGUCCAUCAUGACCUUGUUUGGCCACACCAUCUCGUGUUUCUUCGAGUUUGCUUGGUCAGGAACUGUGGCUAUCAACGGCAAAUUCGUGCGCACAUACAGUGGAUUCCGCCAGGAAAUUUCGACUUUCAUCACAACAGCUUGUGAGCUUGCUUCCACGUGCUCACAGCCAGGCAAAUCGCGUAUGUCUCUGGCCACUCACAUCUCGGAUGUUCUGGACUCUGAGACCGGCUUGGCUGUUGGACAUGGCAUGAAGGAUGAGUCAGAUGAAGCACGGGCCACCAACCGCAUUGUUGCUGCACUCAGCACUGCGGCAGCUUCUGGCAUGGUCGAGUUUGUGAAUGAGGUUCUGGAACUUCCGUUGGAGUUCCAUGCGAAGUUUUCAGAGGCCAAGCAGAAGUUAGCAGUUGACCCGGAGAUCAGUGCUGAAAGCACCCUGUACCAAGUGUUGCAGAAGGUCUACGAUGCUCUUUCGGUUGCGCUUCCGCCUAGGUGGGUUAGUUUGGCCGCUGAUGUGAGUGACGUCAUGGCGGUGAGAUUGGGCUUUGUGGGAGGUUCAGAUGCCAUCUUCAAGAACAGGAAAGAUCUCUUGGAGCGGUUCAUCACCUUGCGAUCGCUGUACACUCUCACACUUCUCCGGGACCUGAGCAAUUUGAAGAAGACUUCUUUCAAUGGCUCCGUGCGUUUGCUGACUUCUUCUUUGCAAGUGGACCUUGACAACGCCAUGAAGAUUGCCAAGAUUAGAUCCGAUGCAGUGCACAAUGGUCUGUCCAAAGAGGCAUCUGAUGAAGCUGAGCGAACCAUAGCGAAACCUCACCGAGUGGCCACUUUGGUUCCUGGUUUCGAUGUGUUGCAGAGUACCGAGACAUGGUCCAAGAAUUGGGCUGGGCUUCUGAAUGCAAAGACGCAGGAGGGUGCUUACUCCUGGUUGAAAGUGUUCGUCAAGAGUGAUUCGAUUGUGGAGGAGAUUGAAAAGGCGAAGAAGGGACCAACUGACGAGGAAGAUGAACCAUCGGCACCCGCAGCACAUGGAAGAGAUGGUGGUGAUGGAGCCGGAGAAAUGCCAGAAGCAUGGGCUGCGGGCGGAGUAGAAGGUGAACGUCAGCAAAUCAAAUCCCGAAUGACCUUGUUUGAUCUUGCUCGCAGCGGCGUUUCAAUGUUUGAAAAGGGGCUUGACUACGUCUCAUUGUUCAAGGAUACGCCCGACAUGGACCAUUACACUAGCGUGGUCGACAGCACCGCUGAAGUGAUCGAGUGGAAUUUUGGCGAUGCCGACGAAGAGGCACAAGCAUUUUCUACGGGAAAUGUUGGCAAGGUGGCCAAGGUGAACAAGAAAUUACAGGCCCAAAGGCUUAUCUUCUCCAAGUUCGACCAGAGCACUCCUGAGUUCAAGAAGUCGCUGCGGUUGCCCUACCUUGGACAUGUUUCCACCGUCAAGUCAGGUGCAGCUUCUUUUUGCAUUGGCACUAUCUUUGACUGCAACUUCUACAUGAAUCCUUUGCCAACGCCCAGCCCAGCAAGCCCGACGAUUAUCCCAGCGUGGUUGAUUCCAAAUACCAACAAGCCCCCCCAAGCGACGUUGAUGGAAAAGGAGGAGAAGAUCCAAUGUGUUUUGACCAGAGACCUGAAGAUUGCAACGUUGACUGAUGCCAUUGAAAAAUCAGAGGUGGCGUUGGUCGAUUUGCGCAUGAAAGUGCUGCUUGGGCUGUCUCCGAAUGAGUUGGUAUUCCAAAAUGCUGAGAAGGAGAAGGCAACUGAACUUCCCCUGCUCAAGUAUCAGCACAAGAAGAAAGAUGGAGAUGAAGCAGGUGAUCCCAUGGAGAAGGAACAACUUUUUGGAUACCCCUUUGCGCUGCUUUCGCGUCGUACGGCUAUGGAGGCUGCUGGUAUGUCUACGGCUUUGCCAUCCCUGUCCAAAGAGCAGAAGAAAGCUGAGAAGGACAAAAAGAAGGCUCUUGUGAAUGCUAAGCAUUUACUGCGAUAG